CAACGAUAAUCAUUCUUAGUACAAUCAGCUGAUUUCAUCAAAAGGGACAUGCAGCUGAUAACAAAUUAAGCCACAAAAACCGGCAUUAGUUAAAUAAAAAUAAUACUAAAUAGUCGAAAUGUCACGGAGCAGUUUCCUGAAGCCGCUCCGAUUUUGGCCAAUCCAAAUUCAGCGGUACACUAGCAAGCAAUUGUGGCAACAGCCCACAAGCGGCAAGGAUACUGGCAUACAAAUAUAUAACUGUAUAACUCGUGAAAAGGUGCCUUUGAUACUGCCCAGCAACACAUAUGCGACUUGGUAUACAUGUGGUCCCACUGUUUAUGACUCGACACAUGUUGGCCAUAUUAGCUGUUACGUUAAACUAGACAUCAUACAACGUAUACUGCGCCAGCAUUUCAAUGUGAACCUCGUAACAGCAAUGAAUAUAACGGAUAUUGAUGACAAAAUAAUACUCAAAAGCAAAGAAAGUGGUAGAGAUUGGCGUGAGUUGUCGCGAUUUUACGAAAGUGAAUUCUGGUCAGAUCUGGCACAACUUAACAUACAGGAGCCAAACAUAACGCUACGUGUAACAGAGCACAUACCACGAAUAGUCGAAUUCAUAAAACUUAUCAUCGAAAAGGGUAACGCAUACAAGGGUAGCGAUGGUAGCGUUUAUUUUUCUGUUAGCAAAUGUAAAAAUUACGGCAAGUUACAAAAAGUGAACAUGGACGUAGAGCCAGAAACCGGCUCAAAUGAAAUAAAUGUUAAAAAUGCUGCAGCUGAUUUUGCGCUUUGGAAAUCGCAAAAAAAUGAAAAUGAACCCGCAUGGGCAUCGCCUUGGGGUGCUGGUCGUCCUGGUUGGCAUAUCGAAUGCAGCACAUUAGCCAGCAUGAUUUUCGGUAAACGGUUGGACUUUCACGCUGGCGGUUUGGAUUUAAGAUUUCCACACCAUGAAAACGAGGAAGCACAAAGUUGUGCAUACCACAGCACACAGCAAUGGGUGAAUUAUUGGCUUCACACCGGACAAUUGCAUAUUAAAGGACAGCCGGUAAAAAUGUCGAAAUCUCUAAAGAAUACCAUUUCCGUGGGUGCUAUGUUAGAACGUUAUACCGCAGACGAGUUUCGCAUGGCCUGUGCACUGUCGAACUAUCGCAACGCUGUAGACUAUAGCGAUGAGCUAAUGCAAACGUCAAGAAAUACAUUGAAACGUUUUAAAACAUUUAAAGCCGAUUAUGAUGCAUAUUUAAGUGGUAAAAAGCGUGCGGCACAAGUGGAUGCUAGUGAAAUUCUUAGUGGCUUACAGCGUGCACUACAAGAUAUAGAUUCUUGCUAUAAGGAUGAUUUUGAUACAGCACGUAGUGUUGGUGUACUUCUGGAACAAGCGAACACAGUGAGUCGGCAAAUUAACGCCGGCGGCAGUGAAGUUGGAACGAAUUUGACCACAAGCAGUAGCUUGGAUGCUAUAGCAGCUGUAAAUAACUUCAUACAGCAACAUCUGCAUAUUCUCGGCUUUACUUUUGCGGAAGAAUCAAGAGCGCAGGCCUUAAGCGCGAAUGUAGAAUUCAAUUUGGAGCGUUUUGUAGAAGAUUUGUUACAGUCAAGACAUUUAAUUCGCGAACGUGCAGUAGCGGGAAAGAACAAAGAACUAUUCGGAAUUUGUGACGAAUUGCGUAAUUGCUUGAGCCAACAUGGAAUUACUAUACAAGAUCACAGUCAGGGUACUUCAUGGCAAUUUAGAAACAGUAAGAAAUAAAGUUGUUUGUUUGAAAAACUGAAA
Molecule: messenger RNA, 1756 nt
Organism: Zeugodacus cucurbitae (melon fly)
Lineage: Eukaryota; Metazoa; Arthropoda; Insecta; Diptera; Tephritidae
Gene: CysRS-m
Product: probable cysteine--tRNA ligase, mitochondrial
Exons: 2
Coding region: 119-1732 (537 amino acids)
Biological process (GO): cysteinyl-tRNA aminoacylation
Cellular component (GO): cytoplasm
Molecular function (GO): ATP binding; cysteine-tRNA ligase activity
Source: RefSeq, a predicted model, not a curated record